Pogona vitticeps (central bearded dragon) is the source of this 5292-nucleotide messenger RNA. The record is from RefSeq and is a predicted model, not a curated record. Lineage: Eukaryota; Metazoa; Chordata; Lepidosauria; Squamata; Agamidae.
AUGACAGGCACUCUCUCCAUGCGCAUGGUCACCAUGCUCUCUAACCACAAUCUGGAACAGAAACAACACUCCCACACCCACCCAGACACAGGGAGAGGCUUCCUUGUUCUAGCUUUUGAACACUCAAACAACUGCAUAACAGCUGAGAACAAUUGUGUGGCUGACUCUGCCUGCAAUGCAUCCUAUCAGAUUCUGCAAAACUGUUCCCAAUCGUUUGCUAAGAGCAGUUUCUUCCUUCUGCACCAUGAAGCCAGGGACAGGUGCCUAGAGGCAGAAAAGUUUAUUCAAACCAGUUAUUUUAAGGAUUGCAAAUGUCACAGGCGCACACGAAAGCAGGAAGAGCAGUGCCUACGCAUCUACUGGACUGUUCAUUCUGCUUCAACACAAGCUGACUUUCAUUUGGAGGUGUCUCCAUAUGAGGAUGUAGUAGAUGAAGAACCUUCAAAGACCAGAUACAAACACCUGGAAACCCAGCUCUCAGGUUCACGUGUCUUUGUGGACACCACAAAUCCCUGCCUGCAAGCUGUCAAUGUUUGCCAGCUGAACCACAAGUGCAUGCGCCUGCGCUCCAAUUACGCCCAGAUCUGCAGUGCAGGGCAGCCCUGUGAUCAACGCAAAUGCCACCGUAAUCUGAGGCACUUCUUUGAGAGAGUCAGCAUGGAUUUCAUCAGGCCGCUCCUCUUCUGCCCUUGCCAGGAUGAGAUUUGUGGGGAGCGACGCUGGAACACUAUCGUCCCAGAGUGCUCUUUCCAGAGCACCAGCAAACCCAACUGUCUUGUCCUGCUGGACUCCUGCCUGAAGGACAAUAUCUGCAAAUCUCGACUGGCUGACUUCCAAAAACAAUGCAAACCUUCAAGCACAUCCUCAGAUGGCUGUUCUCUGAAGCACAGUCAUGCUGCAUGUCUGGAGGCUUACAUGGGGAUGAUUGGUACAGCCAUGACCCCAAAUUACAUCAGCAAUUCCAGUGAUGAGGUCACACUCUGGUGUUCCUGCACAAAGAGUGGCAAUCAGAAGGAGGACUGUGAUCAAAUUCUUGAGUCAUUUGCUAACAACAGAUGUCUCAGAAGUGCAAUUCAGUCACAGAUGCGCCUGAACCAGGUGACAAGGGUGCUGAAUGAAAAAGUGCCAAGAGUGCUGCAGCUCACACCUUCCCUAGACAUCCAGGCAGAUGGCACCAGCACCAGCACAGUUUUCAGUGCAAAAAUGUCUCAGCAACCUGGGGAAAAUAAAAAGUUGGUGGAGCAUCAGAAAGCAUUUCCUAAUCCUAUAGAUUCUGGAGCAUGGCUUUCUGCACCCCUGUUGACCUUGAUGGUUCUCCUUCUGUUACUCGGCUAAUGUAAUGAAAUCGGCAUUGAUUCUUUCAUGUACUUCCAUGAAGAGGGAUAUCUUUUUCAUGCCAGAGAGGAAGCAUGGACCACAGCUGGCCUCUCCUUGAUGUGCACCCUUCUGCCAGAACUCUUGACAUUUUCAGUCACUCUUCUAGGCUUGUGGGCUGAUUCUUUUCCUGUCGUCCACAAGGGGAAAUAAAAAAGCAACAGGCAGAUUUGUGGGACUGCUUUUGAUAACUGAAAUGUUUUCAGUGUGUUCCAAGAUGUUUUGGUGUCAGUGCAAGAUGAAGGACAGGAAUCUGAUGCACCUCAUUAUCCACUGGUAUUCAGAACCAUGAUGUUGUAUACUUGUCAAUUUCUUUAAUCAUACAAAACAAAGCUGUCUUGAAUUUAGUGAUGCUGGAUGGUAGCUUCAGCUCUUCAUACCUUUCUGCCCAACCUACCUUCCUCUAUUACUGCUUAUAAGAAGUAUAAUCCAUCUGGCCUGGUUGGGCUUCCAUGUUUAUCUCCUUGUCCAAUGUUGUGCAGACCCUUCAGGCUGUCAUAAGAUGGUGCGUACAAGCGUACUGAGGGUUUAUGUGUCACAAUUCCCUGAAGGGACAUCAGACUUUGAAUGUUGUGAACCAUAGAGGCAAGCCCUUAGCUGUGUGGGAUAACCUGGGAUCACUUUCUAGGCUUCUCUGUGCUUUUUGUAACACUAAACAUUUAUCUGUGGUCUAAUAAUUCUGGAUGUUAAGAUUUCUGUGGUGUUCUCCUAUGGUACAAUUAAUAGUAUGUUAAAUACUAGAGAGACAGGUCAAUACUUUGUGCCCUUUACAUGAGACCAUUACCUUGUUGCCUCAGUUUAGACUUGACUGCUUUCUGGAAGAGGCAGCAAGUCAGCCUCAGCAACUCUGCUUUGUCCAGUGUCUAUGGAAUGUGUGGUCAGUAUUGCAAUCCAUUCAUUUCUUGUCUUCAGACCAGAUAAUGUUUUGGUGGCCUGAGUUCAGUUGGCAUUCAUUAUCUAGAAUGACUAGGCCGCCUCCCAUCAGGCAUAGCCAGCAGAGUUAAUGGUCAGACACAAUAGGAAUUGUAGUCAAGGAGUGCCACAGGCGAGGAAAUUAUCUGCAGGAACGUUUCCAGGCAUUGCAGAUGAAGCUCCAUUGUGAUAAAUUAGCGUAAGUUAUGUACAUAGCGUGCAACACUAUGACACAGUGGGCCCAUCUAGAUUAAAAUGAUUAAUUAAUUUGGGGGCUUUGUUUUAUUUGGCUUUUUUUGGAGGGAAGCGGACCAUCCCCUUUGCAGACAGUCACGGCCGCAGGUUUCCUGCCUGUACUCUGCCGCUUUCAGUAACGGACACCUGUUCCUUGUUACUCCUGCCCAGUGAAAGGGCCUCUGUACUGCUCACUAGUACAGAGAGAAACCUUGCCUUAUUUUUGUGCGCAUUUACUGUACAUCCAGUAUCAAAUCAUGAUAUCUGAUUCGCCUAAGCCUGGUGACCCAUUCUGCAGUCACUAUAGUUUAUCAUUAUCCCAGUUCUUUAAUGACGACGAUGAUUAAAGGGCUGGCAUUCAGCCUUUAAGUGUCUGUCCGUAGCUAUCGUGACUGUACAAAUAAAUAUGGAAGCAUGGCUUUAAAAACAAAAGAAUUUAAAUGCGAAGAACAUUAGAACUGUUACAGGACAGGUUGUGUUUAUUUUUCUAACAAUUGGGGGAUGGCAAUACAAUUUUGGCAAGAUGUGGAUCACACUGGUCCAAGGCAUUUGAAGUCUUUUAUGAAUCCAAGCUUGGGAAUGAGCAGAAACAGGCUGAGGACCCCCUUGGCAACGGAAGUGGGUUGCAGCUGUCCCCAGGUGAGGGACUGGGAGACCAUGGAAAGAUCUUCAUUUGCAGGUAAGUGUAUUGACAAAUUCCUUUUCUUGAAAUUAAUAAUGACAACAUUGUUUUCUAUAUUUGCUUCAUUGUUAGAUCAGGCUUAAUUUUUUUUGCACAACACCUGCAGUGGCUGUGCCCAAAACGGAUUCACAAGUGAUACAGAUACAUCAACGUAGCAAUUUUCAGUUACAAAAAUAAACCUUUGAAAUUGUCAUGAAUUAAGAAUUAUGCUUAGUGCAUGAUUUUAUUUAUUUUAAUUUAUUUAUUACAUUUAUAUCCUGCCUUUCCACUAGAAAAUAGUAUUCAAGGUGGCUUACAAUUUUAAGAGCACAUUCCAGCUCAUGGCAGGCCUAUUACUCUUAGGCAGAGUGUAGGGUCCCAAGAGAGCUUUGUCUUCCUCUCCUUCCCCAGUUAGGAUGUAGAAAGUGCCCAUCAUCCUCUCUCCGGUUUCUUUCUUUCCCCAUCACAAAUGUAUUCUCCUUCAGAUCACAAGCCGUUUGCACCAUGGAAGAUGAAGGAUGGGGAAGCAUGCAGAGGGCUUCACCACCUUCUUUCCAACAGCCUCUAGCACUAUUUAUCCACAUUUGUGUAGGAAUGGACAGGGCAAAACUGUGCAGUGUACCUAUAGUGGACUGCAUCAUAUUCCAAUCCCAAACCUCAAUUCUCUUUAUUUUUAGUAUAUUCCACUAGAAUUGUGUUUCCAUUAUCUGUCAUUUAAGUGCUGAGCUCUGCUGACUUUCCAAUGUGGCAUAAUUUCAUACUACCCACAUGGUUACAAUAGUUGUUGUAUUGGGUACGUUGACCAUUCCUCCUGUGCCUCUACUGAAAAAGAAAGACCAGGGCAAUAGAAAUCCUUAAAAUGUUAUCAAGAGUCUUCAGUAUAGAAUCUAGGUCUCUUAGCAAACAUAACAGCAGUGGGAACAUUCAGAGCUGCUGUAAUGUAAAUUCCAAUAUCUUCAAAAUGUGAUUCAGUCCAUAAUAUCCAAAAUAAAGUUUACCAUCACAACACUGGGAGUCGUCUUCCUUUUCAUUCAGCAAGAGAAGCAUUGAAUGUCAACACGUAGGCAGCCUCACAAAAAGUAUAAAAAUGAAUUUAAGCCAGACAGAUCUGUCUCUUCUUUCCUUGCAGUCUGUAUUGUUAGAAUUUAGUUGCAUUUAUAUUACUAGACAGAGGAAACAUUGUCCCUCAGAUGCUCUUUAUAGGUCAGGCGAGAAGAACUUCCACACCAGUCUUUCCAUCACCCUGUCUCUUGGGCCUUGUCCUCUUGGAAUAAAAUGGGGAGAGCAGUCAAUCAUUGAAAACAAUAGCAGGGGUCCUAGCUUCCCUACAAUGGAAAAGAAAGGAAUGAAUGAAUGAAUGAAUGAAUGAAUGAAUGAAUGAAUGAAUGAAUGAAUAAACAAACAAACAAACAAACAAACAAACAAACAAACAAUAAGAGGUUCCCAGAGUUUUUCUCUACUCUCCGACUUCUCUGAGGGCUCAACCAUACUAUAUAUUAGAGUUAGCUGAUUAUUAUAAAAGCAGUUACUAAAAUAAUAUAAACAUCUGAUCUGUCACAGUAGAGGUUCUUCCUUUGCUAGUCAGCUUACUUUUUGUGAUGAGUCACUGGGAGGUAAGCACACUCUUUCUCUACACAUAUGCUAGUUUGGUGUUGGAAGUCUACCUGAUUUCAUGACUUUCAAAUUUAAAUGGACUUCUGCUUCUAAUUAUAGGCUACCUUUAAUGUUUGACUCCCAGUUAGGGAAGGCACCAGGACAAAUGAAGCUUCUCCCAACAGAACUAAAUUUGCUCAAGGAAUGCUCCUUCAUCUGUGUUUGUUGCAAUCAGGGCUUUGUGCACAUCAUAUUUUCCUCAGCUGGGUGAGGUACAGUGUGGGUUACCUUAAGAACAUUAAGAAGAGCCCUCUUGGAUCAGGCCAAGGGCCCAUCUAGUUCAGCUUCCUGUAUCUCACAGUGCCCCCACCAGAUGCAUCUGGGAGCACAUGAGACAAUGAGAUACUUCUCUCCUGAUGCCCCUCCCCUGCAUUUGGCAUUUUUGAGUUACCAUCCUUUUAAGACUGGAAAUUAUACAUCCCCAUCAUGGCUUGUAACCUGCGAUGGACUUUUCCUCC